Molecule: messenger RNA, 1683 nt
Organism: Kwoniella mangroviensis CBS 8507
Lineage: Eukaryota; Fungi; Basidiomycota; Tremellomycetes; Tremellales; Cryptococcaceae
Exons: 11
Coding region: 1-1683 (560 amino acids)
Molecular function (GO): UDP-glucosyltransferase activity
Source: RefSeq, a predicted model, not a curated record
AUGACUAUUGUCAAACCAGCUCAUUUCGUUGUAGUCCCCUUAGCUAUGUGGGGACAUCUUCGACCAUUAUUACACCUAUCACUCAACCUGCUAUCUCUUCACCCUCAUCUUCACUUGACUAUUCUGGUUACUCCCUCUACCGCACCAAGGGUCGAAUCAGAGCUGAAAUCAACUUCGUUCGCUCAUAUCUAUACCAAAUCCCCCUCUGCAUCCGGCAUUUCGACUCCAACCUCUGAUACCGUAGCUGGAAAAGCCACUCACCAUACGACUUUAGCAGAACAACGACAUGAGGAUAAAGCGAUAGUAGACAGAUUACAAGUCAUAACCUGUAUCUCACCCAAAUUCCAUCUUCCAGACCAAUGGACUCCGGAAACGAUGGCUCAAGAAGGUAUAGAUUACGCCAAGACUUUACCUAGUUUCAUCAAAGGUCUUAUGAGUAGAGAACAUAGGCUGGAUGGCACAAUUAACAAGUUUGAGGAUAUUCCUCUGAAUUUCAUGAUUUACGAUUGCUUCCAAACUUUCAUCCCGGAUGUCAUGAAAGGUGUCACCUCCGAAAUUCAAAGACCAUCGAUACCUUUGAUAGGGUUUAUUCCUAGCAAUGCAGCCGCCACUUACCAUACCUUGGCGAGAGAAGAGAACGGAGGAUCUUUUGCUAAGAUGCAAAGACUUGUAGAUGAGGAUAUUGCCAGAGGCAGGGAUGUUCUGGAAGCAUAUGCCGAACACGGCUUCAAGACUGAAGGAAUAGUAAAGACAAUCCCCGGUUUACCUCCCAAGUUUGACUGGCCAAACUUCGCUACCAUCCCUAUGCCCCCUGAGGCUUUCAUGUCGAUAUUACCAUCCUACAAAGCAGUCAACGACAGUGCCACGAAGGGUUUGAUCUGUCCAACCAGUGCGGAUCUGGAGCCAGAAGCUGCUGUUGCUUUGGAGAAGGAAUUGGGUAAACGCAUCUACAUGGUUAGUCCUCAAUUCCCCGAUGCUGUUUGGGCUGGAGAAUAUCCCAAGCGAAAAGCUAAGAAUGAAGAUGAUGAGAGGGUUUUCACAUUCUUAGAUAAGAUGGGUAAGAAAUAUGGACCAAAUAGUGUUAUCUAUGUUAGUUUAGGAUCACUGUUCUUCCCUGUACUUCGACCUGAACUCAUUAAAUACAUCCUUGAAUCACUUCAAGAAUCUGGAUUCCCAUUCGUUUUCGCCCACGCCUCAGGGAUCGCUCAGGUACCUCCGGAGUUGCUGGAUGAGUUGAAAGAUGAUGAGAAUUGUUGUGUGGUGAAGUUUGCGCCUCAAUGGGAUGUCGUCAAUCAUAAAGCUACCGGGUAUUUUUUGUCUCACUGUGGAUCAAACAGUACUGCCGAAGCUAUGUUAGCCGAACUACCAAUGGUGUGUAUGCCAUUCGCAGCUGAUCAAGGGGAAUUCACCGCGAUGUUAUCUGAGAUAUACAGAGUGGCAAUCGACCUUAGGCAAGUGAAAACCUUCACUAAACCAGAAUUUAACAAGCUCUACGAUGGAACGAUCAUCGCAGGUACGGAAGAAGCUAUCAAAGCCGAAUUGAAGGAAACUUGGGACAAGAUAAGAGGUCCUGAAGGUGAAGCUAUGAGACAGAGAUUGAAAGAGCUCAAAGCGGUUGUGAAGCAGGGCUGGGAGAGUGGGAGAUCAAAGAGAGAUAUGGUGGCGCUUGGUACUUCGCUUUAA